Molecule: messenger RNA, 2655 nt
Organism: Eurypyga helias (sunbittern)
Lineage: Eukaryota; Metazoa; Chordata; Aves; Eurypygiformes; Eurypygidae
Gene: SACK1G
Product: family with sequence similarity 83, member G
Exons: 5
Coding region: 1-2655 (884 amino acids)
Biological process (GO): BMP signaling pathway
Cellular component (GO): nucleus; cytosol
Source: RefSeq, a predicted model, not a curated record
AUGGCUUUCUCCCAGGUGCAGUGCCUGGAUGACAGCCACGUCAACUGGAGGUCCAGCGAGUCCAAGCCCGAGUUCUUCUACAGCGAGGAGCAGCGCCUGGCCCUGGAGGCACUGGCUGCCCGCGGCCCUGACGCCUUCUAUGAGGUCCUGAAGAAGGAGAACAUCAGGGACUUCCUCUCCGAGCUGGAGCUAAAGAAGAUCCUGGACACGCUGGAGACGUACGACCCCGGCUCCGAGUACAUCCCACGCCACGGCAGCAGCACGGGGGAGAGCGGAGGUGAUCACAACAGCCAAGGGGAUGAGCAGGACGUGGCCCCCUCCCUGGAAUAUUGGCCCCAGAGGUCCGACCGCUCCAUCCCGCAACUGGACCUCGGCUGGCCCGAGACCAUCGCCUACCGCGGGGUCACCCGUGCCACCGUCUACAUGCAGCCGCCCAUCGAGGGGCAAGCGCACAUCAAGGAGGUGGUGCGGAAGAUGAUCUGCCAGGCCCAGAAGGUCAUCGCGGUGGUCAUGGACAUGUUCACCGAUGUAGAUAUCUUCAAGGACCUCCUGGACGCGGGCUUCAAGAGGAAAGUGGGAGUCUACAUCAUUUUGGAUGAGACCAACGUGAAGCACUUCCUACAGAUGUGCGAGCGAGCCCAGAUGCACGCCGGACACCUGAAGAACCUGCGAGUCCGGAGCACGGGCGGGACGGAGUUUUUCACGCGCUCGGCUACCAAGUUCAAAGGGGCUUUGGCCCAGAAGUUCAUGUUUGUGGACGGGGACCGGGCUGUGUGCGGAUCCUACAGCUUCACCUGGUCUGCGGCGAGGACGGACCGAAACGUCAUCACGGUCCUCUCGGGCCAAGUGGUGGAGGCAUUUGACAAGCAGUUCCAGGAGCUAUACCUCAUGUCCAAGGGGGUGAGCCUCAAGUCCAUCUCCGUGGGUGAAGAGCCCGAACCCGAGCCCGUAACACUGCCCUCCAUCGUGCCAGUGACCCCCGCCAACGCCGUGGUAAAGAAGCUGAUAAACCCUAAGUACGCCCUGGUGAAGGCCAAGAGCGCCGACCAGAUCAGCAAGACUUCAUCCGAGAACCAGGACAAAACCCAGAAGACAGACAACAAAGGCAAAGCCCUGCCCGAGGGCCAGGCGGGCGACAGGCAGGGCGACGCGGCGGACCUCUCCCUGCUCAUCCACCCCGGCCUCCUGAACCUGGAGAAAGCCAACAUGUUUGACUACCUGCCCACCUGGGUCGAGCCUGACCCUGAGCCUGGGAGCGAAGUUUUGGGCUACAUCAACAUUAUUGACCCCAAGAUAAAGAACGUGAAGCUCUCGCAGAUGAACCGCAUCAAAGUCUGCGAUGUCUCCCAGGCCAGCGCCCAGCACCGACAGAUGCUGAAGAACAGGGAGAUGGAGACCAGGAGAAACUCAGACCAAGAGCCACCUCUGGUGCCCCCCUGCCAGAGACAGACCCCACAGACCCCCAUGGAAGCUCCUGCAGACCCCGCCCCCAGCCCCAUCAAAGGCACCAACUGGACAAUGAAGCAAGCAGGAACGUUUGCUGCGUCACCCUUGGGCCACCGCUUGAAGCCACCAGAGGAGACACUGGAGGACACCAAGCCUCCAGUUCCAAAGCCGAGGACAAUCCCCGUUGGUGUCUUCAUGACCAAAGUCAUUGUGCCCUGUGACAGCAGCACUGCCCCGGAGGGUGACAGGCAACCACCGCCGGCUGACCACGCAGAAGCAAGGCAGGAACCGGAGGAGAACCCCAACAGAGCUUCAAUGGACCCCGGCCAUCUUCAGCCAGACCGGCCGGCGGCAGGGCCACAGGAGGUCAAAGGGCCUCCCUGCGCCCUCAACGGGCUGGGAGAAGAGGAGGAGGAGGAGGAAGAGGAGUACAUCACUCUCAGUGACCAGGAGAGCUACUCCAGCAGUUCUGCUGACCACAGCUACCGCCGCUCCAACGCCUCCUCCAUCUCAGACGAGUACUUCGAGGUGAGGGAUCGCUACGGGCCGCUCCGGCGAACCAACUCGGAUGUCACCCACAAUGGGGAGAUCCUUCCCAUGCAGAGGAAGCUCAGUGACCCUCACAUCAGCCGGGGCACCUUCCUCAGCCCCCUGGGGAGCCUCCCGUCCUUGAAGCACGUGCGCGUGGAGGACGUGACAAAGAGGAGGAGCAACGCCGUGGAGAUUAGGUGCGUGCUGCCCCGCACCAACCUGGAUGGCAACAGCUCCUACCCCAGCAGUGCCACGCAGGGGACGCACAUCUACCGUUACCGGCCCAGGAACCCCGCAGGCAAAGAACCAGGCAAAGAGAUCUCCUGCUCCCCAACGCAUGAAAACCCCCCCGGGGGCCCCAAAUACAGAGGGGAUGGAGCUGAGCCCAAAAAGACCAUUGCAGGCAGCCAGCCCUAUUGGCAGAGCAAAGUCUUCAGCCCCAGCAAGCCACCGCAGCCCGGCCACCUCUCCCCAAACAACCCCAGAGCAUCCAGCAAACGCUUAACCUCCCUGCCGGAAAGCCAGAAGCCAACCGAGGAGAUGAGGACACCCCUGGGCAUCCCGCUCUCCAAACUGUCCCAAUCCAAGCACCUCAAGAACAGGGUUGCGGGAGCCCCAGGUGCUUCUACCGACUCCAAAAAGAAGCCCCCCGAGACCACCAGCCAGAAGGAGCACUAG